Ogataea haglerorum is the source of this 573-nucleotide messenger RNA. RefSeq lists its product as uncharacterized. Gene Ontology annotation, molecular function: structural constituent of ribosome. Bases 1 to 573 code for a protein of 190 amino acids. The transcript has a single exon. Lineage: Eukaryota; Fungi; Ascomycota; Pichiomycetes; Pichiales; Pichiaceae. The record is from RefSeq and is a predicted model, not a curated record. Gene Ontology annotation, cellular component: mitochondrial large ribosomal subunit.
AUGCAUUCACUCAAAACCAGUUGUAAAGGCUUGCGUCUUCCGCUGGUGAGGUUCAAAUCUUCUGCAAUACCUCCUAAAUUGACACAUGUUCCAAACAAGUACAACUCGAAAUCAUCCGCGUUCAAUAUCAAACCACAGCUUCCUGACGGUCUUUUCUACCAUCCAGCACCAUCGGCUUUAGAUCCGGAGGUGACGCCUAAGGCUUUCCUUCCUGAUACUGAUCCACGAAAGAGCUCAGAGCUGUACUAUCCAGAGGAAAAGUCGCGCAUAAGCUCCAACCUGGACAACAUGCCAAUAAUUUUCAAGGCAAGCACUCCAAAAAGUUACGCACUGAGCCGUGAAGAGAUCCAGGAGAUCCAGGAAAUGAGAAACAGAGGAGUUCCAAGGCGCGAGAUUAAAGCCAAGUUUAAAGUGUCAGAUCAUUUUAUCAACAUUUCGACGACGCCUAAUCCAGAGACGAUUGCGAAACAUCAGAAGAAAUUAGAACAAGCAGCGAGAAGAUGGGACAGCAGAACAAAGAACGCAAAGCUGAUCAGGCUGAAGCAAGAGAUGUUGUGGAAAAGAGAUAUGUAA